AUGAUGGCGACGCAAGAUAUGAGCAUGCAUAUGGAGGAGGUUGUCGUGGUAACAACUCCAGAUAGUGUGGUGGACGGCAGCGGUGUGGAGGAAGUGAAGACCGUCCUCGUUACCACCAAUUUGUCCCAGCAUGGGAGUGACCUCAAUGAGGACACCCUGGAGACGGAAAAUGCAGCUGCUGCAGCUGCCGCAGCUUUUACCGCCUCUGCACAUCUGAAGGAAGCCCUUUUAGGCGUCCUCAGGAAAAUCAUGGAUUCGGGCAAGCUGGAUUUCUACGAGCACACCAAAGUUUGCUCGAACACCUGUCGCAGCACUAAAAUCGACCUGACCGGAGCCAGGGUGUCCCUCAGCAGCCAGACUUCAUCAGAGUACACCCCUCUCACUCCGGCCUCCGCGGAUGUCAACGGAUCUCCGGCCACCAUCACCAUAGAAACCGAGGAUGCCGGCGAGUGGACCACUACUAUUGGAGAGGACGCCUUUGCAUUCUGGCAAGGGCUGAAGGACGCCGGGUUGCUUGAAGAAGUGGUGCAGGAGUUCAGGAUGGAAUUCACGGAAGCGGUGAGGGGCCUGCAGCAGAGGAUCCAGGAGCUGCCUUUACAGCUGAACGAUGCCAUCCUGCUGAACAACAUCGUCCAAAACUUUGGCAUGCUGGACCUGGUGAAGAAAGUUUUGGCCAGUCACAAGUGCCAAAUGGACCGUUCCAGAAAGCAAUACACGCGAGACUUAGCAGCUCUGGAGCAGCAGUGUGACGAGCACCGCAAGAGAGCCAAGGAGCUGAAGUACAAAUCCCAGCAUCUCAACAACGUGCUGAUGACCUUGACGCCCGUCUCCAUCCCCUCCCCUCUCAAACGCCCCCGGCUGACCCGGGCCACAUCAGGACCGCCGGCCAUAACCUCCCAACUCCUGACUCAGUCGGCCCAGAUCGCCCUGGCUCCAGGCGUGCCGGUCACCCAGCUGGCCGGUUUGCCCAUCGGCAAAGUCGUCUCCGCCCUGCCGGCGUCUGCUCUGGCCAAGGCCACCGCCCAGGUGACGUCAGCCGGCUCUCCCAUCUCCUCGCUGCUGGGCGGGUACACCAUCUUGGCGUCGGCGGGCUCCGCCUUCCCCAACACGGUGGAAAUCCACCCGGAGGCCUCCAACCUCACCGUCUUGAGCACCGCGGCCAUCCAGGACAGCAGCACGGUGGUCAAAGUGGUGAGCCCUUUCCAGCUGCUCACCCUGCCAGGGCUGGGCACGGCCAUCCAGAACGUGACACAGGUGUCUCCCGGCGGCAGCACCAUUGUGGCGGUGCCCUCCAGCUUGAUGGAAGCCGCUUCGGCCACGGAGGAACACACAACCAUUGAGGUGACCACCGUAGCAGACGAGCCUCAGCAGAAAUGA
Molecule: messenger RNA, 1377 nt
Organism: Protobothrops mucrosquamatus (brown spotted pit viper)
Lineage: Eukaryota; Metazoa; Chordata; Lepidosauria; Squamata; Viperidae
Gene: GMEB2
Product: glucocorticoid modulatory element binding protein 2
Exons: 8
Coding region: 1-1377 (458 amino acids)
Biological process (GO): positive regulation of transcription by RNA polymerase II
Cellular component (GO): nucleus
Molecular function (GO): DNA-binding transcription activator activity, RNA polymerase II-specific; RNA polymerase II cis-regulatory region sequence-specific DNA binding
Source: RefSeq, a predicted model, not a curated record